Molecule: messenger RNA, 405 nt
Organism: Pipistrellus nathusii (Nathusius's pipistrelle)
Lineage: Eukaryota; Metazoa; Chordata; Mammalia; Chiroptera; Vespertilionidae
Source: the annotation of a GenBank genome assembly
AUGGACACCGCGUACCCCCGCGAGGAGCCCCGCGCCCCGACGCCCCGCAAGGCCGACGGCGCCGCGCACACGGCGGUGGCGCUGGGGGCGCCGGGGCCCCCGCCGCGGGACCACCUCCUCUGGUCGCUGUUCAGCACCCUCUACCUGAACCUGUGCUGCCUGGGCUUCCUGGCGCUGGCCUACUCCGUCAAGGCCCGGGACCAGAAGGUGGCGGGGGACCUGGUGGAGGCCCGGCGUCUGGCCUCCAAGGCCAAGUGCUACAACAUCCUGGCCGCCAUGUGGGCCCUGGUGCCGCCCCUGCUGCUGCUGGCGCUCGUGGUGACCGGGGCGCUGCACCUGUCCCGGCUGGCCAAGGACUCGGCCGCCUUCUUCAGCACCAAGUUCGACGACUCGGACUACGACUGA